GAUGCUGCAAAAACGUGAGAAGGUACUGCUCCUGAGGACUUUCCAUGGCCGGACGCUGCGCAUCGUGCGGGAGCAUUACCUGCGGCCCAACGUGCCCUGCAACAGCCUGCUGUGCCCGCAGCCCGACGCCUGCAGCAACGAUGGGAAACUAUUGUCUGGCGAUGUAACUCAUUACGUGAUCCCUGAUUGGAAAGUUGUCCAAGAUUACCUUGAGAUCCUUGAGUUUCCUGAGUUGAAGGGAAUUAUUUUCAUGCAAACAGCUUGUCAGGCUGUGCAGCAUCAAAGGGGCCGGAGACAGUAUAACAAAUUGCGAAACCUUCUGAAGGAUGCGCGCCAUGAUUGCAUUCUCUUCGCUAACGAAUUUCAGCAGUCCUGUUAUCUUCCGCGGGAAAGAGGGGAAUCCAUGGACAAGUGGCAGACCAGGAGCAUAUACAAUGCAGCCGUUUGGUACUACCACCACUGCCAGGAUAGGAUGCCCAUUGUUAUGGUGACAGAAGAUGAAGAGGCAAUUCACCUGUAUGGAAGUGAGACAGAAGGAGUGUUUGUGAUUUCGUUCAAGAAUUACCUGGACAAUUUUUGGCCUGACUUAAAGGCUGCCCAUGAGCUCUACGAUUCGAUUCUUCAGUCUCGACGGGAGAGAGAAAACGAAAGUCAGGAGAGUCACGGGAAGGAGUAUCCAGAGCAUCAUCCCCUGGAAGUGUUAGAGGCUGGGAUCAAAUCCGGACGCUAUGUCCAGGGAAUUCUGAAUGUCAACAAACACAGAGCACAGAUGGAAGCGUUUGUUCGGCUUCAAGGAGCCAGCACUAAAGAUUCAGAUUUAGCCAGUGACAUCCUAAUCCACGGGAUGAAGGCGCGAAACCGCUCCAUUCAUGGCGACGUGGUAGCUGUGGAGCUGCUCCCUAAGAAUGAAUGGAAAGGCAGGACGGCCGCCCUGUGCGAGAAUGACAGCGAGGACAAGGCCUCGGGCGAGUCCCCGAGUGAGCCCAUGCCCACAGGCAGAGUGGUGGGCAUCCUUCAGAAGAACUGGCGGGAUUAUGUGGUGACUUUUCCAUCCAAAGAAGAGGUCCAAUCUCAGGGCAAAAAUGCUCAGAAAAUCCUAGUCACACCUUGGGAUUACAGAAUUCCCAAAAUCCGGAUCAGCACUCAGCAAGCAGAGGCCCUCCAGGACUUCAGGGUGAUUGUGCGCAUUGAUUCCUGGGAGUCAACAUCUUUGUAUCCAAAUGGACAUUUUGUGCGAGUCUUGGGAAAAAUCGGAGACCUGGAAGGGGAAAUUGCAACCAUCCUUGUGGAGAACAGUAUUUCUGUUAUCCCUUUCUCAGAAGCUCAGAUGUGUGAGAUGCCGGUGAACACACCCGAAAAUCCCUGGAAGGUGAGUCCUGAGGAGGAAAGUGAACGUAAAGACUUGAGGAAAACCCACCUCGUGUUCAGCAUUGACCCCAAAGGCUGUGAAGACGUGGAUGACACAGUCUCAGUCAGAACCUUAAAGAAUGGCAACCUGGAACUUGGGGUCCACAUUGCAGAUGUGACACACUUUGUGGCACCAAAUUCUUACAUUGACAUUGAAGCUAGAACAAGGGCCACCACCUAUUACUUAGCAGAUCGACGCUAUGACAUGCUGCCUGCCGUCCUCAGUGCUGAUUUGUGUUCCCUGUUGGGAGGCGUUGAUAGGUAUGCUGUAAGCGUCAUGUGGGAAUUGGAUAAAGCUACCUAUGAAAUUAAGAAAGUGUGGUAUGGCAGAACCAUUAUUCGAUCAGCAUACAAAUUAUUCUAUGAAGCAGCCCAGGAGUUACUGGAUGGAAACGUCAGUGUUACUGAUGAUAUUCCAGAAUUCAAAGACUUGGAUAAGAAGACCAGACAAGCCAAGCUGGAGGAGCUGGUGUGGGCAAUUGGCAAACUAACUGACAUAGCUCGCCAUGUCCGAGCGAAACGAGACCUCUGUGGGGCGCUGGAACUUGAGGGGGUGGAGGUUCGUGUACAGCUAGAUGAAAAAAAGAACAUUCACGACCUCAUCCCCAAGCAGCCCCUGGAAGUCCACGAGACAGUGGCAGAAUGCAUGAUCCUGGCCAACCACUGGGUGGCUAAGAAGAUCUGGGAGAGCUUUCCGCACCAGGCGCUGUUGCGCCAACACCCGCCUCCACACCAAGAGUUUUUUUCUGAACUCCGGGAAUGCGCCAAAGCGAAAGGCUUCUCCAUAGACACACGAUCCAAUAAAACACUGGCUGAUUCACUGGACAGCGCCCACGACCCCAGUGAUCCCAUCGUGAACAGGCUGCUGCGCUCUAUGGCUACGCAGGCCAUGUCGAAUGCCUUGUACUUCUCCACUGGCUCGUGUGCGGAGGAAGAGUUCCACCAUUAUGGUCUUGCAUUAGAUAAGUAUACUCAUUUUACUUCUCCAAUAAGAAGAUAUUCUGAUAUCAUAGUACACCGAUUGUUAAUGGCGGCCAUUUCAAAAGAUAAAGUGGAAAUGAAAGGAAAUCUGUUCAGCAACAAAGAUCUUGAGGAAUUGUGCAGACAUAUCAACAGCAGAAACCGAGCAGCACAGCAUUCUCAGAAGCAGUCUACUGAGCUUUUCCAGUGCAUGUAUUUUAAAGACAGAGACCCUGAAACUGAGGAGCGUUGCAUAUCUGACGGUGUCAUUUACUCAAUUAGAACAAAUGGUGUGCUUGUAUUUAUACCAAGGUAUGGGAUUAAAGGUGCUGCUUACCUAAAAAAUAAAGACGGUUUAGUUAUCGCAUGUGGCCAAGACAGCCGUUCUGAAUGGAAACCAGGAUCCCUUCAGCGAUUUCAAAACAAAAUUACAUCCACCACAACUGGAGGGGACUCUGUUACAUUCCAUUUGUUUGACCAUGUGACAGUAAAAAUAUCUGUACAGGCUUCACGCUACCAUUCUGAUCGGAUCAGGCUUGAAUUAAUAAGCAACAAGCCAUACAUGGUACCAAACACAGAACUUUCUGACCAGAGCUCCCUCUUGCUGAAGAGUGAAUUAGUGAAAGAAGUAACCAGAUCUGUGGAAGAAGCUCAGCUUGCCCAAGAAAUCAAAGUUAACACCAUUCAGGAAGAAUAUCAAGAAUACUGCCAAACAAAGGGGGAAAGCCUGUACAUGCUUCUAGAAGAGAUAAAGGACCUGGCUCUCCUGGAUGUUUCAGACAACGGUGGAAUGUGACAGAAUUUUCUUAAAGGUGCUUUUAUAUUCAGUGACUAUUUUACCUUUGACAACGACACCUAAUGGGUGUCAUCCAAUGUCCCAGCC
Elephantulus edwardii (Cape elephant shrew) is the source of this 3250-nucleotide messenger RNA. RefSeq names its product DIS3 mitotic control homolog (S. cerevisiae)-like (gene DIS3L). NCBI's taxonomy places the organism in Eukaryota, Metazoa, Chordata, Mammalia, Macroscelidea, Macroscelididae. The coding region runs from base 2 to 3163 and encodes 1053 amino acids. Gene Ontology annotation, cellular component: cytoplasmic exosome (RNase complex). The record is from RefSeq and is a predicted model, not a curated record. Gene Ontology annotation, biological process: rRNA catabolic process. The transcript is spliced from 17 exons. Gene Ontology annotation, molecular function: 3'-5'-RNA exonuclease activity; RNA binding.